Molecule: messenger RNA, 2954 nt
Organism: Aureobasidium musti
Lineage: Eukaryota; Fungi; Ascomycota; Dothideomycetes; Dothideales; Saccotheciaceae
Source: the annotation of a GenBank genome assembly
ACGUAUCAUCGCGUGUGUUGAUGGCACGUGGUACGACGCAGAUGGACAAGAAGUCGCAAGGAAACAAUACCAAUAUUUUUCGUAUCUUCGCAUCAAUCGGUCGUGGCGCUGUCAAAGAUGAGAAUGGUGAACCCAUUGAGCAGAUCAUCGAAUAUUUUGCAGGUAUUGGCACCAACGAGAAGCGUUUGAAACGAUUGAAUUCAGGUGUGACUGGAGACGGAUAUGCAGAGCAGAUAGCUGAAGUUUACAAGUACUAUUGUCGUCAAAUCGUGAAUCCGGAAGACGAGCUCUGGUUUUACGGUUUCAGUCUCCUAGAUGUCGUGACUGUAGUCGCUGGUCUACUAGAAACGAUAGGGGCUUUGCCAUAUGACGAGGAUUUCCAAGAAACAUACAAGAAGGCGUGGGACUUGCACAAGCUGAUCCAGAAAGGCUGCCUCGAAGGAAACGAGGGCAAGCAAGNNUCCAAAUCGAGAAGUUGUCCCAGGAUCGGUUUCCUGGGCCUUCUUGACACCGUCAAGCGCGUCAACAACGACCCAGAUACGACAGCACAUACAUUAGCCUUUCACAACUCUGUUAGGCAUGUCCGUCAUGCCCUCGCAUUGAACGAUACACGGUUUCACUACCAACCUGAGAUGUAUGGCCCAAUCGCCGACACCGAUUCAUUCCACGGUCGAUCUCUCAUUCAAGCCUGGUUUGUGGGUGCACAUUCUGAUAUAGGGGGUGGGGCUAGAGAUGAUGGGCUCUCGUUGUAUCCUCUUCAGUGGUUGUUGAUUGAGAGUCAGCAUCAAGGUCUCGUUCUGCAGCACAACUCCCAAGCAAUGCUGAUUGAGGAUCCUCUGUCCUUGGUUUUCCCGUCCCGAAAGCAAGGCUCGCCAACUGACCAAACCACUGCACCUGAAGUCCUUUGGGAGUACCAGUAUGCCAACGGCAUCAAAGUUCGGAUGGAAGAUCUGAGAUCAUCUCAUAAUCAUGGAAACAUGCAGACUCCACCGAAGAAGCGAUCUGGCUCUGACAAUACUAACAAGUCAAGAUCGAUGUCAAUUGCCAGCAAAUCGAGCAAUGGAACUACCGCAUCGAAUAGUGAUACGUAUGCUUCGAGGCGCUCCACCGAUGAUAACACCCGAAAAGGAAAGAGUGGCUUCUUGAAAGGACUUNUUGGAAGANAAAAGUCAUCAGCCACUCCGUCGUACACGACAAUGCUGCGAGACCACGACCCAGUCGUUGAACCAAGUGACUCCGCGUUAGCACAACAUUUCGUCCGGGUGCACUCAGGGUUUCCUCAUAUCCUCUACCAACAAUACCGCAAACCAUUCCAAGACGGACCUUUUGGUUGCAUCAUCCACCCUUCAGUCUACCUGAUCAUGGAUGUCUACGCACGUUUCGGAAUUGAAGUGGCAAUGAGGCCCUUCGAGAAAGACAUCAAUCGCUUCCGCAAUGAGCAGCAUCACAAUACGAGAGAUCCGUGGCUAGCAUUGCCGAUGGAAGAUGUACAGCAGAACAGUGUCAAAGCAUGUCGUAUACUCGUUUGUGGACGCACAGGAGUCGGCAAAUCCACCCUCAUCAACAAAGUCUUCGGUGUGCCGAUGACUAUCGAAUCGCAUAUGAAACAAGGAGACCACAAUAUCAACGAAGCCUUCGAAUCUGAACAUCAUCCCGGAAUAAUCAUUCACGACUCUCGGGGAUUCCAAGCGGGAGAUACCAGGGAGUUGGGACAGUUCCAGGACUUCAUCAAAAGACGUUCUAAGAUUGAUGACCCAAAAGAGAGCCUUCACGCUAUCUGGAUAUGCAUGCAAACAGAUACAGACCGGGUGGUCCAAACGUCCGAAGACGAGAUCUUCAAGGUUCUAGCUAAACACGCGGCACACAUACCCAUCAUCAUUGUUGGAACGAAANAGGACAACUUUCUGAAUCAACAGGAGUCUGUGGCUCGCAGGGAUCUGAAANAGAGCGGCAUAUCUGACUGGAAUGAUUUGGACAACCAAAGCCGAGAAAGGGCAGAACAAGAUCUCGAAGCCCGGCGAGAACAGGUCAAAGAUGAGCUCAGAGACAUACCGAACCUCAGUCUCGAUUCGAUCCAGUUCCUGCACUCCAUCAAACGCCUUGUGGACUCAACUCUUGAGUUAAUAACCAACGACGAAGCGCGGCUCAGAUGCAUCGCAGCACAAGUCGUUGACACAGAGCUCAAAGUAAAACGCGCCAUAGACGAGAGCAUUCGCUUUCUUCGCCAUGGCAUACGCACGUCGUCGGUGGCUGCGGUGACAGUCGUGGGCUCCUCCAUCACAACGCCAACCAUCUCCAGAAUCCUCUGUGACAACAUUCUGAAAUUCUUUGGUUUUCCAAAGAUUGACUCGGCCAGCGUCAACAACAUCAUGAAUAAGAUCAUAGGGUGGAAUCUGUAUGGCUUUCUCGCACAGCAGAUUGGCCAAAGCGUCGUUCUGAGCACUGGUGUCGCUGUAUUGUGCAUCUUUUCUUUGGGAGGAGCUCUUCCUUUGGUGGCCGGCUUAUCAAUGCUGGAGAUUCCCACCGCUGGUCGUAUGAUUGUCAAAUGCGCUUGUGAUUUGAUUCUCAUCCUGGACCGAGCAUUCAAACAUGGAGGCAAAUUCGUCACAAGCCAGGAUAUCGAGGAGGCCUCUCAGGAGUACGUGGCAACAACAGUACAAGGCGGUUGGUCCAAACGAAAACAGGUUCAUGCUCAAGUCACAGGAUUAAUACCUAUCCUCCAGAAGAAGUUCUGGAACCGCCUGUCAAUCAUCAAGGUUGGCAUGGAGGAGAUUAUAGAGAACAACCGCUGGGCUCCAAUUGAUGUGACUGCUCGCACAGAUUCUGGGCUCGACUUGGCGGUGACUAAACUGAGUUUGGAAUCUCUGAGGGACGAGAACGAGUUGGGAAACUUGUUCACCCGCGAUGAGGAAGGAGUGGUUGUUGUCAAAUCUGCCAGAGGCGAAACAACCACU